AUGGGACCCUUUCAAGGCGGAAUCUGGGAUGAAAAUCCUUUCGGUGGCCGCCACCGCAAUGGCGGUGGCUAUCGACCAAGCCAAAUUCAACGCGGUGGCUACGCAGAGCAAGAUCCGUAUGAAGGCUACGAUGUACCACCCAUGAUGGGUAGCAUGGGCGGCCAAGGUCUAAUGAUGCAUCACGCGAUGGGUAGUCCCAUGAUGGACGGCAACUCUCACUCUUACUCUUCUUACCAAGACUCCGACGGUAACACGCACGAAGAAGGCUAUGGACCUAAUGGUCCGUAUCGCAACACCAUGCGUCGGGAUCAGGGACCGCCAGGUAUGGGUAUGGACGGAGGUAUGCCACCUCGUGGGCCACCACAAGGACGACCACCACCCGGAAGUCUCCUAGGCGGCCGCCCGACAGGUCGCCCAGGAGCCUUUCGGUCCUCUUUCUGGACAGGCCCGAACCCGUUCCGUGUUAAUGGCGCUAACAGUGGUGUCAAUGGUCGCGCCGACGGUGGACAAGGCCCUCGUCCGGACGGCGCUUUCAGAAACGAAGUCGAACCCGCUGCUAUGCGACAAGACCGCGGUCUCUCGCAAGAAGCCGCAGAGGACAUGGCGUGGUUCUUACAAGAACGAACGCAGCCCAUUGGCGAUGGCAGGAUUGCGCCCCCAAAUGCCGAGUGUCCGAUUUGUCUGGAGCCACCGAGUGCGUCGCAUCUUUGCAUCCAAAUCAAGGGAAUUGAGGGGUGUAAUCACAUGAUUGGGAGGGAUUGUUUAAAGGAGAUGUUGUUGAAUCGACCCGAUGAUCAAAAGCGUUGCCCGAUCUGCAGGGCUGAGUUUCUUGGAGAGGAUGGCAUUUGGCAGGAUUCGGAGCAGUUUCAACAGCUUGCGAAUGGACAGAAUGCUGGUGGACGCGCGCCGCCCUCAAGACCCCCUCCCAGUCAUGGAGGCGGCAUUCCUCAUGGACAUGGUGGCUAUGGUGGCGGCUCUCCUGCCGGUCCUCGUAGCCCUCUUCGUGACUCUCCCGUAGGUCCACCUCCAGGCUAUGGCGGUCCUCCCCAGAUGCCUCCUAGUCGUGGGCAUGGCCCUUCCGCAGGCCCUUCAAGCUAUGGUGGACCUCCCCGUGCUGCUCCUCUUGCUACUCCACAUGCCGCUCCUGCAGGGCUUCGCAACGCGAUGCGCGGAGGGGCUAGAGUCCAUGGCGUUCGCGACGUAGGUAUAGGAACAGACGGCGAGCAAGUCGGUGGUCGUCCCACAGGCGGCAUGCAAGGUGGACCGCCGAUGAUGGACGACAGGGGGCCUUCUGCUCCACAAAGCAACUUCGACGGCCCUGGCCAACGAAUUGGUUACAUGUACCCAGACCAACGCUGGUGA
Molecule: messenger RNA, 1362 nt
Organism: Alternaria postmessia
Lineage: Eukaryota; Fungi; Ascomycota; Dothideomycetes; Pleosporales; Pleosporaceae
Exons: 1
Coding region: 1-1362 (453 amino acids)
Source: RefSeq, a predicted model, not a curated record